This is a messenger RNA of Porites lobata, 11770 nucleotides long. Lineage: Eukaryota; Metazoa; Cnidaria; Anthozoa; Scleractinia; Poritidae. The record is from the annotation of a GenBank genome assembly.
AUGGAAGAACAAAUGCAACUAUUAUUUAACCCUAUUCAGACUGGGGGGGGGCUUUUCGAACCCCCCCUCCGGCAAAAUCGUGAUAACUCCUACAGAAAGAGCUAUGAUGUUCAAAUUUUCUGACUUUUCCUAAAAUUUAUCUAGGAACAUUUUGGUGUAAUUACCAUGUCCAUGUGAUUAAUCAUGUUGCAACCAGUUUCUGACACAUAGGUUUUGGAAAAUUUAAAAAAUGGUGAUUUUUUUGUUUUAAGAUCGCGUUUUUACACUUAUAGUGCUUUUUGUUGUUAAAAUGGUCUUUGCUUGGGACUAGUUUUUGAAUUACAUCAAAAUGUUUCAACAUCGAAUAUUUGGGGGGGAAGGGUGGGGUAAAAUUUGUCACUUUUUUGCUUUGACAAAUAUGCUGCUCUAUUUUCCACAUAACACUUCCAAAGUCAUUUGUUUGGGUAAUAAACAUUAGUUUGAUACUUCUUUUACACAUUCUGAGCUUUUUCCCGUUUGAAAGUUGCUUUAAAUUAUAAUUUUAACAAAAAAACGGAAAUCCAAGAUGGCGGAUCCAAGAUGGCGGAUCCAAGAUGGCGGACAACCAUUUCAAAUUUUAAAUUUUAUUGCUUCCUAUUGCAUUUUCUCGCUGUACAAGUGUUUCCUUGUUACUAGUUCAUAAGAAAGGAUAACAAAGAGAUGACUUUAACAAUAUUAUUGAUAUUUUACGUAUCUAAGUGGAAAAAUGAUAAGAAACAUUGAAAAAUCGGAAUAUAACGUCACUGUGACGUCAUCAUUGGGCGUGGCAAGUCAAAACUGGGUGUGGGGCGUCUUUGUACGGAGAUGAUCAUUGUGUGUAAAUUUCAUGACCCUAGCAUUAUUGGUUCCAGAGAUACAGAGGGGGGGGCCGAGGAGCCCCCCCCAGUCACAGAUUGACCAAAAAAGCCCAGUCUGAAUAGGGUUAAUUUGCUAAAUUAGAACAUUAAAGUCAACAUACUACUUGCUUUAUGAUAAAUCUGACUCAAAAACUCAUACAACUAUAAUUCCAUUUUCAAUUUCGUUACAAAUUUUGGCUUCACCAGGUAAAAAAUAGGACAAAUAGGAGGUUUUAGUAUAAAAAUAGGAGAAAAUAGGAACAGGCUCAAAAAAUAGGAAAAAUAGGAAAAAAUAGGAACUGGACACCCUGCAGCAUUCUUCACACCAGGGCCUUUAGAUCUAACCACUUAGAGUAAUUUAAAUUUACAUUUUUUAGUUAUCAGCCCAUUGUGAAAAAGAGAAAAUAGUUCAAUAAUACAGGAGGGGGGGGGGAGGGGGGGGGCAUACUUCGAGAUUCCCAUGCAGUCUCUUAAAUGAAAUCCAAACAAUGUUCUCACAACUUGCAAAAUGAUCAUAAAAGGUCUUGACAGCAGAAUUGUGUACUAAUCAUGGGAAUUAUGUAAAAACCCAAUGAUCAAUGGUUUUGAGAAGGAACAAAAACACGGCGGUCAAAGACAGGAUUGUUUCUCACUAUUUUAUUUUGGUAAUUCGCAAAUUUAUCGGUUUUAUGCCACUUUUCAGACAUAGUGUUGUUAUUUAUCACUUGCUUUUAACAUUAACUGAUAAUUUAUUCAACUCAAUUUAACUGCUGGCCCCUACCGCAGUUCAAACAUUUUAGUUUUGAACCACUUGAAAAGCCCCCUCUCGAUAACUUUGCUAACAAAUUUUAAGUGUCUCUAACGAGAAGCUUCACCUCCCCUGGAUCAGCACUUCUGUGAAACGUCUAAUGAACAAAUGUGAUAGAGCAUGUAAGAAGGCCAGGCAUAGUGGCAAAGCCAUUCACCUUACCAAAUACAAGCAACUUUGCAAUAUAACAACCAAACACCUGCACGUUGCGCUCGACAAGUACCUCAAUGAAGUUAUGGGUGGCUUAACUCAAGAGUAUCUGGAGACUGGGCCUGAGAAGCCUGGCUGAGUUGAGCCAAUUUUAAUCAUUUAACCCUUUAUCUGAAAGGUCAUAACUCACGGAUUAAAAUUAUUUCGUAAGACAUAAUCUUUGGUCUUUAUUAUAUUUCACCUACAUGUUCAUUUUAACAGAAGUUAAUAAAAUACAAAAAACCGUGAGGCGAUGAAUGUAUUUUUAGCGUUAUUUACAGUAGCUAACUUGUUUAGAGGAAAGCACCAUUUUUAUAGUGACAGAUUCUGUCAAAUGGCAGUUUUGUAAAAAUGCAUUGAGCUGUUAUAUAUUUGUUGGUCUAUAAAUGAUAGUAUAACGUGAGUAAGUUAGGAAAGUGGACAUGAUGUUUAACGGCAAAGCGCCAUUAAAAUUGUAACUUCUACAUGUACUUGUCAUCGUUUAACAAACUAUGCCAGUGUUUCCUUACUUCAACAUGAAAAAAGCAUGCGCAACUGCUUUAAAAAAAGGUAUUUUGACUUUUUUCGGCUAAAAAGUUCGACAUAAACCUACAGAGGGAAACUAGGACUAGAGCUUGUAAAUAUUUUGGCAUCAAUCUCUGUAAAUGAGCCCAAUUUCAGAAAAAUCUGGCAACGUAUAAUUGAGUAACCUUUACUCGCUUGAGUAAAGUUUACUCACCUCUUAAGGCUCCACAAAUGCACUGCUCUGAUUGUUUGAGACAGGGGAAACUUUUCCCUCCAUCUAACAGUUUUUAGUACGUAAUGAGUUUGGCACAGUACGCAAUUUUUUUGACAUGUUUUACAAGAACUUAAACCUAGCGUCCAGUGACCGAGUCCUUCAAACAGCCCCAGGAAUAAGAAGAUAAAAUCAAGUCAAUAAAUAAACUCAUUCUUUAAAUUGCAUAAAACACACAGACAAAACAAAUAAGGCUGGUUCAUUCCAACAAAUUAAAAAUUCAGACCUGACGUGUUGUGAUCACUGUCUGACAACUUGGACGAAUUCACACUCAAGAUCUGGGUUAUACCAACAUCUCUUUUCUCCAAAUUUCUGUUUUCCUCAGCGAUACUUCCAGUGAUGAAAUUUUUUCCCUGCAAACAAUACCAGAUAGUUAGCCCAUAGAGACAAAAUGCUGGCUGCUACUCAAAAUUGCCUUUUAUUUAAUUUCAUCAGUGGUUUAAAUACCAUUAAAUUUUUCUGCAAAAUCCUGAAGAAAAGAACACAAAAAAACCUACUUUCUUAUUUCCCUUUUUUCUAGGAUGUUCAUGUACAUGUACAGUUGUAGCUAUUAAUGACCUGAGAAGAAUAUUGUAUUGAACAACGAAAAAGAAAAUAAAUGAAAUGUUAAUGAAAUGAAACUAAAAUAAACAGUUACAGUGUUCUGUUCAAUAUUUCAAAUGCGAGAUCUUCAGAAAAACGUUUUACCCAGAAUUAUGAAGCUUUGCAUGGAGAUGUCAUGUUUGUGUCCCUUUCAGGGGCACAAGUAUGGCCACUGGAAACCAACAGAAACAUCUGUUUUUGAGUUUUCCUACUACUGUGUGAAUUCUUCGCUUGAGGAACUCAUAAAGAUUAAAGUAAUAUUAAUUUUAUUGUGAAACAAGGAAUGUUUAGAUAGCAAAAUCUCCAAAAUCGGUAAUGUUUUUAACCCACAUAAGAACUUUCCUGGCCGUCAGCUAAAUACCGCGUCACACAAAAGCCCGGAAAUUCAAGUGUCCUGUAUCGCAAAACAAAGAACCCUUUUGAACCGAAAAUUUGUUUGUAUUAAGGUGCUGUAAUACCACAUGAAAGUAGAAACUCAGAAGAAGCUAUAGUUUCUUAGUUUGAAUUUCGGUGACAUCAGGUGAAAACCAAGAAAUUGACCAGUGCAUUACAUUGUGAAAUAUAAUCUACACGCAUGGCAGCUUAUUGCCUUGCAUUGCUCAAUGCUUUCAGUCUUGUCUAAUUUUCAUUUUAGCUUUGUUUGCACAAAUUUUCUUAAAGUUCAGCUUAGUUUCUUGUACUCAAGCGGGUAUAUAUUGCGCAGGCGCGGUUACAAAUCUAAUAUGGCGGAAUGUGAAAGAACUUGGGAAUCGUUUAUACAAGCUUGAGUAGAAAUAAAAAAUAAAACCCAGAGAGCAAACCCAUUUUAGCUUACAGUUAUAGUGUAACAAAAGGCAGUGGUCAGUACCAAGUCUAUUAAAACUUACAUCGUGUUUUCACGCCAGAACCUCGUGUUCACGCUAUCCGAUUUUAUUGUUAAUUGUAACAAAAGACAGUGGUCAGCUCUGUUCUUCGAGAACCUCCUGGCUUUUAAUGAAUUCAACUUCAAACUCAACCUUCAACUUCAAUCAACCGCAAAAAUGGUCAGGUAUUCUUAAUGGCUUUUCUUUCAAGAAAGGUGUGUUUUCCUUUCCAAUAAACGAAUGAAUCGGGAGUUGAAUCUCCCUCCUUUGCGUGCCAUUCAUGGUCAUCAGGGUCAUUCGUGCUGGGAACGUGCUGAGUAUGAGGUAGACUGGUUGCCAUUACAUACGCUGAUUGGAGAAUCUUGAUCACAUGGCUUUAGCGCGCGGAAGAUGAAAAACGAAAAAUGAAGCCGCGGUGAAGUCUGGGUAAAUCCAAUACUAAGUUUUGAAUAAUUCAAGAUUAAAUUCGGGCAUUUAAAAUGAUUUUUCCCUCAAAUUUUUUCAGUUGAAGUGAAAUAGACGGUCAUUCAAAACGUGAAGUGUUAGAAAUAUUUAAUAGAGUAAGAAAAAUGUUAUUGCUUAAUUUCUUCUCUUAACCCACUAGCAAUAGACCUUUUUAGAUUUUCAGCUUGUAUAUUCAGACCCCUUGAUGUUCUCCUGGGAAUUUGCCUUUUGUCUUUUCAUUUUAAAAGUAUCCAUACAUAUGUACGUGUGUGCACAUGCAUAAGAGUUACGAGGUCAUCUUUGAAGAGUUUCAUUCGGAGCCAGUACUUUUUUAGCCUCCUCCGUUGACAUUCUUAGGGACGUAUAAAGUUACGUAUGUUUAUCUUCUAUCAGAAAUGCUAAUUUAUUUAUCCAAAUAAAGAAAAUUCGCCACCAAUUUGCCAGUUUUUCCCUUCAUUUUCAUGUUUUUUGGUAACGCGGACAUGGCGUUAGCGUCUCCCAGGAGAGGACAUGCUUUCAUUGCUGAUUAGGAGCGGUCCAUAGCCAAGUCCAGGCAAAAAAGUGCGACACCGGGGGGGGGGGGGGGAGGGACUUCGCAUAUGAAAGGGGUGGGGAUGUUCGUCGACUCGCUUAGGGGUGUAAAUUUCGGAUUUUGGUCUCACUUAGGGUGUUCUGGCAAAACGCCAUCAUACUUAGCCGUGAAGGUCUCGUUUAGGGUUGUACGCGAAAAGAUAUAGAAAUAUAUAUUUACAGGAGCCAGGAGCCGAGCCAGGUAAUCGGCUCCUGAUAUUUAAUAAUCACAGGAGUUCAGGCUUCAGGAGUAAUCAUUGAUCGUUUAUUGCGACAGUGUUGUUUCGUAUGGUCCGAAAUUGUUUUAUAUAAUCCAAGUUUUCUCAUUUGUCUGUGUUUUAACAUGGUCUCUUUUAGGGGUCAAAAAAAGUUUGGACCACGCCCAGAUCGGUCUCCUUUAGGGGUUUAAUUCAAAAUUUCCGACGAGCAUCCCCACCCCUUUCAUAUGCAGAGUCCCCCCACCCCCGGGGUGCGACAUCUGGGACUCCUAGAAGGAAUCUUUCGAUCUGCACCGAAUGGUCCUAGAAACAAUCUCAUGCCUGUAACAUAGUUAACAGGAACUGAUCAUCACCUAAUUCAAACUACUUUUUUAAGGGAAAAGUCCAUAGCCUACUUUGUGGUCUAAGAGAGAAAAACACCCGAACACUGGGAUGGUUUUGGAGCCACGUUUCUAGUCAAUUCAUUUCCAUUUCCUUUGACUUGACCAUCCCUUUCUACGAAGUAGCAUCACACAUGGAACAUCGCAGAAAACGGAUCGAUUUGGAUUUUGAUAACCGACUAUUCGGAUCGCAAUGAUCUCUUGUGCCCCUGUGUUUCCUCCGCAGCGACACUGGGAUUCGGCCGUUGAUAAUAUAGUUUGACAACAAUGCAUGACGGGAAGAUGGUAAUGUCCUCCUUUGGGUUAGCCGCGUCCCAAUACAUAAUUAUACGAAAGCCGAGGAGGGUCUUCGGACUUCUGACUUCCGACUUCCGACUUCCGACUUCGAACUUCCAACUUCUGACUUCCCGACUUCCGACUUCCGUAGCAAUAAAAGGCGGUGGUAGGCCUACACGACUUUUUAUGCCAAAAUGCUGCUUGUUUCAAUAACAUUUUUUGCUUCUGCUGGGUAGAUUAUGCUAUAGAAGGUUCUACAUUACUAAGUAAAUGUGAUUUUAGACGCCUGUUUCACACUGAGAGGUCAUGGCACACAUGUCGAUUUACAGUGGUUUUUGUUUCUGGUCGGCAGGAUUUGCCCCCUGGUGAAAAAGCAUUUUCUUUGGCAUUGUUUAAAGCGUAAGGCUUUUUAUUACGGCUGAGUAAUUUCUCUCCUCUGCAAUGUUUUAUCACGCUGGGCCCAUCUCGUUAGUUUUCUUUGCAGGAUGUUAAAUUAUCACGGAUAGUGAUUUACAGAUCCAAAGCCAUAAGAGUGAAGUGCAGCUUAAAAUGAAGCUGCAUCAACUAUGGAGAAUUUCAUUGUGACUCAGUAUAUUCCAGCUCAGUGUUUUUCUACUCUUUUGACUGGAGCGGGUAUUUCCUUCCUUGGUAAUAGUUUUUUUUCGCGCUUCGCGCAAAAUGCCGCGUUCGCCUCGCUUGGCUCAUAAGGCGCCUGUUAUGCAGGUUAGAAUAACAUUAACAGUGUUUGGACUGCUUUGUUAUUGCCACUUUGUGAUCAGGCAAGACCAUGGUUUCGGUUCUCCAAGCGAACCUCAUCGGUUGCCGGGGUGGCUUUGUGCUUAGUUGCUUUUCAAGAGCAAGUUUAGUUGUCCUCUUUUGUGGCGAGAACGGUACAGCCGUCCUUUCCACUGAGCUUUCAUUUUAAGCAUUAAUACCCGAGUGGUGAAUCGAGCAGCAAUCGAGUCUAAUAGAAGAGUCAAGUCAGAAGUCGGAAGUUAGAACUCGGAAGUUGGAAGUCAGAAGUAGGAAGUUGGAAAUCAGAAGUGGCACAGGGAAAAAUAACGGAUUCCCAUUUUUGGAUAUUUUAGGGUAUUUAAAGAAUACCCACAAAAAUCCCAAAUUUGGAAGAGUGAGACAAGUCCCAACCAGGGAACUUGGUGGGGAAUUCCCUGAUUGGGACUUGUCUCACUUUGCCAAAUUUGGCAUUUUUAUGGGUAUUCUUUAAAUACCCUAAAAUAUCCAAAAAUGGGAAUCCGUUAUUUUUUCCUGUGUGGGAAAUCGGAAGUCGGAAGUCAGAAGUAAGAAGUGGGGAGUGGGAAGUGGGAAGUGGGAAAUCAGAAGUCGGAAAUCGGAAUUUGGAAGUGGGAAGUGGGGAGUGGGAAGUGGGAGGUCCGAAGGUCUAGCUAGCCAUUCAGCUUUGAGUCUGAACGGUCAGAAAUCAGAAAUCCGGAGUUCGCACUUUGUCAAGUAUGAAGUCUUAAGUCUGAAGUCGGAAGUCAGGAGUCAGAAGUCGGAAGACCCUCCUCGGCUUUCGUAUAAUACGCAUAAUAGAGCAGUGUGCUGAUUGACUGCAGUCAGUUGAGCACUUGUGGGCAGUUCGUUUCUCAAUGCCGGACUAUUACUCAGGGUCUUAAAAUAACUGAGACAUGAAGGUAUUCCCUUUGCACUGCAAGCGGCUUGACCUUCGUGCGGCUCGGAUGACCACGUAAAAUGGCGGUCCUGUCUCCAUUAGGAGACGUAAAAAUGGUGUCCCCAGUUAGCACUUUCGUGCUAAAUACCGUUGACACUCAAAUAAAGUGCCUUUUUUAAAGUGCCUUUUGUCACCUGCUUUGUACAGACCAGCCUCCCCUUCCCUAGAUGCGCUUCUCCUUAAAAUCAUGGAGGCAAGAGAAAGGUCAAGUAGUAAGACACAGGGAAAACAUCUUCACGAGGAAAGUAGGGACAAAUAUUAAUCUGAGACAUGAAUGCACUCAGGAACCUGCGCCCGUGAUGGAAAGACAACGUACGAUAGGGAGACUGGAGCCGAUAAGUUAAAUGAGCUUCAAGCGGUUUGACCAGCGGAAGAAUGUUGGCGUUUGAAUUGCCAUGCGCAAAGUUAUGUUUGAUUUUCUUUGGACCAAAAAAAAUUGACAAAAAUAGUUAUCUUGUCGAAAACGCAGCUAUUUAUAUGGAAGGAAAUCAGCAGACACAGAGCCAAGGGGCCACCAAACAAGCAAUGAUAUAUAUCUGCGGAGGUAAGAGGAAAUCGAAGUUGAAAAGUCACCUUUUCAGCGAAAGUAGACGAUCUUUCAACUAUUUGACGGCUCAGCGAGCUGGACAACACGUGCAAGUAUAAUGCAUGGUCAUGCAUAUUUUUUGAUAUAGUGCAUGUUAUUUAGAUAAACCACAUUGCAGAUUACUGAAUAAAAAUCCUUGCCACGCAUUAAAUUGAGUUCCAAACCCAUGAUGGGUGUAGUGACUUGUGUUGUGAAAAGCGAUAUGUUUGUUGAUCGACUUCGUAUCGUUUCCGUGUUUUUGCUUUCUUUUAGAAUGCCAUACAGAAAACGAGAUCAAAUCUCGAGAUCCUAUUCGUUGUCGUGAAUGUGGAUACAGAAUCAUGUACAAGAAAAGAACAAAAAGAAGUAUCCUUUUUAAAUAAACAUCAAACUUGUCAAGAUGUAUAUGACUUGCCAGUACAAAGCAGAAUUGAAGCUGCAAUCUUGGGUCACACUGCUCCUGGUACCUACUUUUCACUCUUCCAAAGUUGUUUUGUAAUGUUUUUUUUUGUGGAAUUGUCCAAUUCGAGGCCAACAUUGAAAGGGAGAGGGAAAAGACGUCAAGCGCAACAUGUCAACAUCAUUCCUUCAAUUUACCCAAGUUCUAAGCUCAUGAUUUUAAUAAUCUGUAACAAAAGCUGCAAGACUUGUUUAUACCAAAGAAUUUUGACAAAAUAAUUGGAGCCAAAGGCCCUGUUCACACUAACACAAAGAAUAGAGUUUGGUGUUUGCAAAAAAUUUAAGAAUUUUAUAUUUACCAAUUUUUCAUCAAGUCAUAUCUUGGUUUGUGUCCAGCUACAGUCAACUCUCGCCUUGCAGACACCCCACUAUAACAGACACCUGGAUCAAACGGACAGCAGCUAAAUCUCCGGCGAAAACAAAUUACAGAUGUUUGACUGAAAUAAACUCCCGCUAUUACAGACUCUCGCUAAUGAGGACACUACCUCGAGGUCCCUACAUUGUCUGCAAUAAAGGGAGUUGACUUUAGUUGGGAUUGUUUACUCAUGUUUCAUUCAAAUUAGUUCUUUCAAAUUACUUUAGCACUCAGCCUGUAACAAUAAAUUAAUUUUGCAAUUAUCUGCUAAGUAUAUUUUAUUUGUACUAAAAAGAAUUUAAUUGCAAAUUAAUAAAUUGGUAAAGUACCAUAAAUGAUCGAUUAAGCGCCACUACUUGAAUAACUGCCGCUCUAGAAUAAGCACCGCACCUUAAGCGAAAAUAAUUUAAUAAGUGGCGCUCUCGAAUUAGCUCUGUGGUGCUAAUUUGGGUAUUUACAAAUUAACACCCCACUUUUGAUACAGCACUUUAUAUCAAGACCACUUGAGAAAUAAGACCUCGACCCACUUGUGAGUUCUAAAGUUUUAAUGUCGGGAAACUCUUGAAACUGGGUUCAUAUAAUAAUUUGAGGUGUACAUAUUUUAUAGUAAAUUGUCCAUACCUAGUAUGCGCCUCAGUUAAUUUUCUCUAUAUUCCCCUCAAUGUUUUACCCGUAGUUGAAAUAAGCACCGCACCUAUAACAGGGAUAAUGAAAUAAGCACCACGGUGCUUAAUCGAUCAUUAAUUUUACAGUAAUCAAAAGAGUAAAUAAAGUAGAUAUAUGCAUAUCCAUCCUUGCAGUCAUUUGCUAGGCCCAAGGAGUCUUUGUGAUAUAAAAUAAUGCUUCUAAAGGUAACGUAAUGUCGUAACUUGUUUUCUAAACUGUUUUUGAAGAUGUAGAUCUUCUUUUUAGAAAGGCUUCAAAUUAAUUAUUGCCAUUUUGUUACUGUUAUGUAUUGUUUAAAUUUAUCAAGCCAAUCAAUCAUAUCUUUAUUUCAAUUUGGAUUAGAGUAGCAUUUCUGCUAGUAUCUCCAAAACAGAAAUAAUAAAUAAAAUGAAAUAAGAUAAAAAAUAGAAAAGAAUAGUACAACACAUUUCACAUAAACAUCAAUUACACACACGAUACAUGUAUAUACAACUAUUUUUCAAAAGCCGGAGUAUACUAUCAGGUUUAAAAACGUCAAAUUUAAACCUGAUAAUACACAAGUUUUCUGAACGACUUCAAAAUAUCUGAUACAGAUCAAUUCAUUGUUGCUCUAAUAAUUAGAACUGGGGGUUUUUUGGUCUAAAAAACUGGGCAUAAAGUUUAGCUGUGUCUUUAUCACACGUAAAGAUACUCAUUGAAGAUUAAUUUCUUUUGUUUUUUCUUUAUGAGUUAUUAAUGAGUUUUUGAACAUUAUCUCUAAUUCUCAAGUUCAUUGAUAAUUUUCAUGGAAAGUACUUUUAAUCUGCAUUUGUCCUGAGACCUUUGACUUACUAGACCCUUGUAAUUGAUUUUUAGUUGAUCACGAUUUGAACAGCAGUUUUUGCAAAGAACGUUCAUUUUCGGUAUGUUUUUUUUAUCAUCAUCAUUAGCAUUAGUUACUAACACCCAAUGUCAAUUUUCGGAAAAUAUCUGUUCGGAAGGCGAUUUGAAAUGUAGAGUUUUCGGAAGAUUUGAAGUAAAAUUUCUUGCUUGCGUGCCUCUUGUAGGAUUUUUGAACAAAUUUUAAUUCCCCAUUUUUACCUAAAAAGUGGUUUUUUUCGGAUGCCAGAUGACAUUUUCAAAAGAGCAUGAAAUUUUCAGGAUUGAUUUCAGCUAGAAGAUCCGAACAGAUAAAAUGGUAUAGAACAAAUACAAAAUAUGUUUAACAAUGCUAUGUUUAAGUGGUUUUGAACUAUUUUCUCGUUGGGUGCACCUCCUACUAACAAAAGUUAGUUCAGCUCCUGCUGUUUCAAUAGUGUUUAUUUGUGACAGAACCAAAAGAAACAUUGUCCAUUGUCUGACACUUAAUUUCAUGUAGUACACUUGUGAAGCUCUUAAUGAAGGGUUCAAUUUUAUGAUUCUACUUGAUUUGGUUAUUAUUCAACCCACUUGUUUUAUAGUGAACUGAUAAAAAGCAUUGUGUUGUUGGUACUUAUUGUAGUUUUCAUUUUCUUCAGCAUCCCCAAACUGCUAUCAGUCCUUUGUGAUUGCCAGAAAACAAUAAAAUUACAGUCUCCCCAACAGAAAAGGCACUGCUGACAGUCUAUAGUGUCUUAGAAACUUUCAUCUUUUAUUUAAUUUUACAUCCAACCUCUAUUCUGUGAGCAAGUUCUCCAAGCGAGCAAGCAAAGUGCGGCAUAUGAGAACUCACAUGACUUCUCAUGAUAUACCCUAGGCCCCAUAGUUAUUCAAAAGAUGGACAACAAUGCAUGCAGUGGAUAAGUCUUUAGGCCAGGGGAUAGUGCAAUAAUAACAUUAUUGGUUUCCCUAAUACUUAUCCGCUGGAUAGUGAUUUAUCCGGGGCAUAGCUCUAUUCAUUGUUUGAAAAACUGAAGCCAGGUGAAGAGCUUGCUCACAUGGUAUGUAGCCUCCAGUGCCAUGCUGAUAUCAGAGCAACAAGGAAACGACUUUAGAGUGGUUCUGUCCAUGUAGGCCUGGGUAUAAUUGUCGGCUAAACCAAUACUUUGAGGGUCUGAGACUGUAACGACUAAUAACUUAUUUUAAGUGUGGACAUACAUGUCGUAUUUUAUUGAUAAUUUAUAAGACAAAUUGUAGUUAGGUGUCCCCAAUUAGUGUACAUUGUAUGCUAGCGACCUUGAC